Aureobasidium subglaciale EXF-2481 is the source of this 2208-nucleotide messenger RNA. RefSeq lists its product as uncharacterized. The record is from RefSeq and is a predicted model, not a curated record. Bases 30 to 2039 code for a protein of 669 amino acids. Lineage: Eukaryota; Fungi; Ascomycota; Dothideomycetes; Dothideales; Saccotheciaceae. The transcript has 2 exons.
AAACACUUUCUCACCGCGCCUGAGACCACAUGAUAGCGCCGCGACACUCAACCAGCAUCACUCCAGAGAAGAAGCGCGGAUUCGUAGAUUGGAUGCACAACACCAACCCCAAGGCACAGAACACGCAAGACCACGCGCUGCAGGAAGCGUCGCAAGAAACCGCACCACGCACAUUCUAUCCGAACACAACCUCUUUAAGUGUUUACUCUCCAAUUCCAUCGACGCAUCAACACGCUCAACCACCACCCCCUGGUUCACAAGCUUUUGUGGCUAGCCAAGUUUCGUAUAAGAGAAUCAUGGUUUUUAGCCCAAACGGAAGCAUUUCUUGCAAUGGAGUCUCGGCGCCGCGACUAGGAAGGCCAAUAUCACAGAUCACACACGAGCCGAUACCACAGCAACAACAACGUCAACAGCUGGCUUCUAGCCUGACGCCACAAGGUUCUCGGUUUGCUCCUCAGUUCGCUGCCAAGUUGCGCAGUAUCUCUGGGCUGACUCAGCAGCAUCAGCUUCUUGAACCUAUCCAACAGCAUCAACAAAGUCAGCAGUACCAAGAUUCGCAGCAGUAUCAGCAGUAUCAGCAGUAUUCGUCAAAUCAAUACCAUCAACCUCAUCAGCAGCAACACCAACCACCUCGGCAAUACCAGCAUCGUCAGCCAGGCCAACCUGACCUGGACCACCUUCUUCGCUCGCGUGCCACUUCAUCCCAACAAAGCUUUCCUCAAAUCAACUCGGUACAAGGCCACGCCGGCCGCAGUCCAUCUAGCGAAGCUCGCUAUCAACCUUACCCGGCGUCCCGAGCUGGUAGUUCCCAAGGCUCGUUGCUGUUCAAUCCACAGAACAAACCGCAAGCUGGGCUACAACAUGAUAGGGCGGCUUCGUAUCCUCGCCCUCAUGUCUCUGCACGGAGCGGCCCCGCUGCUACGCCUUGCGCUUUGCAAUCCGCGGUUCCAACAAGCUUACCUACUUCUCAAAACCUGCUACAGUCUCAGGUCGGUCACGGUUCAUUCCAACCGCAACACCAUGUUGUAUCGCAGCCUUUACCAUCCUGUGGUCUCAAACCGUUCCCGCAUUCGCAUACAUCCGUGCAGGCUCAUGUUCGUCACACAUCGCAAGAAGUCUCGCCUACUAGCUCGGACACACUGCCCCGGAGUUCGCCAUCGUCGCUCCAGGGCCCGGCUCCACCCAAUAGUGCAGCACAGCAUCAGCCGAAUGACGCGCUGCACGCAACAGUGUUUAAAUCACAGGCUGUAUUGCCUACCGUGACCCAAGCUUCCCUGCCUUCUGCUACCCAUGCCCAAUUGGCUCAUGUGUCAGGUCCAUCACCUGCUCAAGUGCCGCCACGCCCCUCAUCACAUGGCGUGUGGCUUCCAGAGCUACACUUAGUCAUAUAUGCGGCCCUUCCUCUUCAGGCAGCUGAUUGUAGUGAAGUCAAUCAUGACAAGCAGAGAGCGCUUCAUGAGAGAGUGCGACGACGUCCCGUAGAGAGGCUGCGUCCGCAUGAGUUCUUGGAUCACCUUACCAUGGAUCACAAUAUAUCAUACAGACCCAGGAUUGCGAAAGUAUACGACAUUCUCUUCAUGCAAGCGCUGCUCUUCCACAAAGACCUUGUCCUGCUCGUCAGUCAAAGAGAGCUGAAGACUCCACGUUGGGAGCCGCCACAAAGCGUCUGGCAUGGAUACGAUGUGUCGACGCUUCCCUCCAAAGUGCCAAUCUGGUACCACGUCAGAAAAGCUAUCAACCAAGUUACUGAUUUCCAACCAAGCGAGGUUGCGCCUUGCGCUGGCUGUGAGCGACACGAUUCACCGGUCGAUAUCGUAAAGACGAACGGCAAGUUGACUCAUGGAUGGGCUGUCGCUUACGCUUUCGACGUCAAGCCUGAAUGUAUCAGGAGUACGCUGCUCGUUCACCGUACUGACCUCGUCAUCGGGUUCUUCAAGGAACAUCAGGUGGAGCAUCUCAAUAUGGAUCCUGUUUGGAAGUCCAAAUUGCUUGAGGUUUUCAAGUCGAGACGCGAGAUUGGCAAGUCCGUCUACAAGUAAGACUCAUUCGAGAUCAACGAGGUUCAUGGGAAGAUUUGACGGCUCAUUGAGUCGGCGUCCGAAUUGUUUUGAGAUCAAAUGGCGUGUGCGAAUUAAGAUACCCUGGCUCCUUUUCCUUGCUUUCUAGGAUUUUUCAGACUCUACAAUGCUAGUUUCCUCGGUAUUGCUU